CAACUUCAUCUCGUCGUUCGUGCAACUUUGCAAUCUCGUGCCUGACAUCCCGCGUCGUCGUUGCCGCGCGCUGUUCCGUGUCUCAUCUUUUGUCGACCUAACCAUCAAUCAUCUCCCUCUUCUCUCACCAUUCACCCACACCUACCUCCGCGCCACCUCCACGCCUCCGCCCCACACUGCUACCUCAUCUUUCCCCACACUCCUUGACCAACACCAACACCAACACCAACAAAGACAAUGUCCACGUCCACCUCCACGUCCGCCCCCGGCAUCCCAACGCUCACGCUCAACCCUUUAGCCCCGCUCUCCACCCGCAUCCUCUCCCUCUCCGGCUUCCCCCCCGAGCUCAAGACUAGGGACAUCCAAGCCGUGUUCAGCCCCUGGGAGGACGAUUCGGGUGGCUUCAAGAUCAAAUGGUUGGACGACACCAAUGCCCUCGUCAUAUUCAAUGAUGCAGCCGUAGCCAAACGCGCCUACCUAUCAACACUCCUCUCCCCUCCCCCCUCCCUCAUGACAUCAGCAGGCGUCGCAGCAAAAGUACGCCCUUACUCCGGCGAGGACGCCCAAGACAUCAUAGCCUCGGUGCAGAAUCGAUCCCGCUCGCGCAGUACGGCGCAAGGAGGGCCUGGGGCUCAACCAGCGUACGGGGCGUCGGGUGGCAACGAGGAUGGUCAGACUCAACUAGGCCUGGGGGGUAGUAGUAGUAGCCCAAAGAAGAGCCACUCCCCCGCCUUCCCCGCCCCGACAGCCGUACCCUUACCUGCUGCCAACUCCUCUCGCCCCACCAGUACCACUACCAACAACUCGACCAACCACGCCGCCAGGGGGCAUCGCCGACAUCCCUCAUCGACCUCGACCCUCCCCGCCAAACCUGUCGCCGCAGCACUCUUCGAUGCGGCGCAGGGUGGCCCUUCUCCCGCGAGACAUCUUGCCAACGCCGCUGCCGCGGAAAAGGAGAGAGAGAGGGCUGUGGCGAAUGAGACGGUCAAUGAGGAGGAGGAGGAGCAGCAGAAGGAGGGAAGGGAGAAGGGGGAUGUAGGGAGUGGAGAGGUCAAGGCCUCGGCGUAGCUGAGCUGCUACUGCGCUGUCUCAGUUUGAUCGAAAGAGGUGGGGAUGUGAUGGGACUGGCUUGCCUAGACUUGGAAGAGCGCCAUCUUCUCCGCCUCAGUCUCGCCCUCGCCCACGCCUCACGCCUCAUGCUACCAAUGCUGCCCGCGAUAAUCGUUUCUCGUUCUCACUGCUCUGCUGUACCAUUAAGACUAUCAAGAUGCCAAAUACAAUUCCAGAGCUUCAAUCACUGUAUCACACUG
This is a messenger RNA of Jaminaea rosea, 1310 nucleotides long. RefSeq lists its product as hypothetical. Bases 238 to 1068 code for a protein of 276 amino acids. The transcript has 2 exons. NCBI's taxonomy places the organism in Eukaryota, Fungi, Basidiomycota, Exobasidiomycetes, Microstromatales. The record is from RefSeq and is a predicted model, not a curated record.